AUGGCGGUGUAUUAUAAAUUUAAGAGUGCAAGAGAUUAUGAUUCAAUUCCCAUGGACGGUCCUUUCAUCUCUGUUGGUACAUUGAAAGAAAAAAUAUUUGAAUCCAAGCAUUUAGGGAGGGGUACUGAUUUCGACCUUGUGGUCACCAACGCCCAGACCAAUGAAGAAUAUCUUGAUGAAGAAACGUUGAUUCCUAAAAAUACCUCAGUCUUAAUUCGUCGGGUACCAGGACGGCCACGUUUACCAAUUGUUACUGAAACACAACAAAAGGUGGAAAAUAAGGUAAUGGAGUCUGAACCUGAAAACAGAAGCUUACCAGCUGAAGAUGCAUCUGCCAUCAAAUAUCCUGAAGAUUCAGAUUGGGAUGAGUUUGGUAAUGAUUUGUAUACAAUUCCUGAUCAAGUGCCUGUUCAAUCAAGCAACAUAAUUCCAGAGGCUCCUGCUCCUAACAAAGCUGAUGAAGACAGUAAGAUUAAAGCCUUUGUUGAUACUCCAGCCUUGGAUUGGCAACGUCAAGGUUCAGACUUUGGCACUGGUAGAAGCUUUGGAAGGGGUACAGGUGGACGGAUGGGCGGUGGGCGUGGUUUUGGGAUGGAGCGGAAAACACCUCCACAAGGCUAUGUAUGUCACAGAUGCAAGGUCCCUGGACACUUUAUUCAGCAUUGCCCAACAAAUGGUGACCCAAAUUAUGACAUGAGAAAAGUCAAGCAACCUACUGGUAUUCCAAGAUCCAUGCUGAUGGUAAAUCCACAAGGCUCCUAUGCUUUACCAAAUGGUUCAGUAGCUGUCUUGAAACCAAACGAGGCUGCUUUUGAGAAAGAAAUAGAAGGGUUACCAUCAACACGUUCAAUUGGAGACCUACCACCUGAGCUCCAUUGUCCCUUGUGUAAUGAUGUUAUGAAAGAUGCUGUACUGACAAGCAAGUGUUGCUUUAAAAGCUUUUGUGACAGAUGUAUUAGGGACUAUAUUAUCUCCAAGUCUGUUUGCGUAUGUGGUGCAACAAAUAUUCUUGCAGAUGAUCUCUUACCCAAUAAGACGCUAAGAGAUACCAUCAAUCGAAUAUUGGAGUCAGGCAAUAGCAGUGCUGAAAAUGCUGGGAGCACUUUCCAAGUUCAAGAUAUGGAAUCUGCUCGAUGUCCGCAGCCUAAGAUUCCAUCCCCAACCUCAUCUGCUGCGUCCAAGGGUGAACUAAAGGCUUCGCCUGUUAAUGAAAAACCAACAAAUAUACAGGAAACAGCUGAUGAUAAAAAGGCUGUUUCUGCUCCACAGCAGACCUCAGAGCAAGUAAGGAACCUCAGGGUUGCUGAUGUAUCUGAAGCUACUCAUGAGUCUAUGAGUGUGAAAGAACCAGCCUCACAAGGGAGUGCUCAGCAGGUUGAGGAAGAAGUGCAGCAGAAAUUGGUUCCUGUUGAGGCUGAUUUGCAGUGGAAAACUCCUCAUGACUUUGGGGUUGAGAACUACAUGAUGCCAAUGGGUCCACCUCCAGGCUAUAAUUCGUACUGGAAUGGUAUGCAACCAAUGGAUGGAUUCAUGGCACCUUAUGGGGGUCCAAUGCAAAUGAUGGGCUAUGGUCUUGGUCCUCUGGAAAUGCCAUAUGCAGGUGGUAUGCCACAAGACCCAUUUGGCAUGCAAGGUUACAUGAUGCCUGUUGUUCCACCUCAUAGGGAUCUUGCUGACUUCGGUAUGGGAAUGAAUGUUCCACCUCCAGUUAUGAGUAGGGAGGAGUUUGAAGCCCGGAAAGUUGAUAUGAGAAGGAAGCGCGAAAAUGAGAGACGGACUGAAAGAGACUUCUCCAAAGAUCGAGACUUUGGUAGGGAAGUGAGCAGUGUUGGGGAUGUUUCUUCAAUGAAAUCAAAAACUAAAUCAAUUCCACCGUCCUCGGGCAGCGAUUACCAUCAUCACCGUUUCCGUUCAGAGCGGCAGUCACCAGAACGUUCUCCGCGGGAGCUCGAACCUCCGCGUCCAGCCAAGAGAAAGUCCGACCACCAUUCAGAUCGUGAACGGGAAGAGAGGGAUCGCGACUACGAGCCCGAGCGUCACCACCACCACCGCCAUCACCGUUCAGAAUCCUCGUCUAGAAGGUCAUCAGAACCAGUGGCGAAAGCUCCAUCCAACGCGGCAUCAGCGGCUGCUGAUCGCAAGCAGAAGGCCAGCGUGUUCUCCCGCAUAAGUUUCCCGGCUGAGGAGGAACCCCCCAAGAAGAGAAAGGUCACUGCUUCUUCGACAACGGAACCAGCCACCGCUGCUACUGCUCCCAGUGCCUCUUCGGCACACCUCAAGACAGUGUCGAACGGUUAUUACGAAGGGAGGAAGAGCAGCACCGUUGCGGAUUACGAAUCGAGCGACGAUGAGCGGCAUUUCAAACGGAGACCUUCGAGGUAUGAGCCGUCUCCUCCGCCUCAGGCGAUGGAGUGGGAGGAGGAAGGAAGGCAUUCCAGAGGUUCGAGGGAGCGCAAACAUAGGUGA
Sphenostylis stenocarpa is the source of this 2466-nucleotide messenger RNA. NCBI's taxonomy places the organism in Eukaryota, Viridiplantae, Streptophyta, Magnoliopsida, Fabales, Fabaceae. The record is from the annotation of a GenBank genome assembly.